UCUGGAUAUGAAUUCCGAAUUGAAUCCUAUGACGCCAUGUGCCUGCAGCCUCGCCAGAACAUCAACAAACCACCAACUUCACUAUUUCCUCUAAUCUCGGUAUUCUGCCUCUACCAACACACAAUCCUCUCCUCGAGGUAAACUCAAUCAACGGCGCCGGAGCAUGUCAUGGAGGGCCCUGCGCCUCCAUGCCUCGCUACGACCGGCAGGGUCAUGGUCAUGCCGUCCACGUCCUUACCAAGCAGUGUCAUAUACAUCGCGAACUAACAUCCAACCUCGUCCCCCUACAAUCAGAAUCAACAGGCUUACACGACACCACUCCAACGAUGCCAACACACCACGGUCCUUAGAACCCGGUCCAGCACGACCAUCCCCCAACACCAAAUCAUCCAACAGCGACUGCCACCCCCCAUCUCGCGACGAAGAGAAACCCAUUGACGCCCGGUUUACCGACCUAGGCCGUCUAAUCGCCGACGACUACGCCCACUUCCGGGAAAACUACUCGACCCCAAAACAUCCAAUCGUCCUGGCCCAUGGUCUAAUGGGCUUCGACGAAUGGCGCCUUGCCGGCAAAUACCUGCCAGGAAUCCACUACUGGCGCGGAAUCACCGAAGCAUUCGCCCGCAACGGGAUCGAAUGCAUCACGACAGCUGUUCCCCGAACAGGCAGCAUCGAAGAACGCGCCGCCGUGCUAUGUGCCGAAAUCACCAAAAAGGCACGCGGCCGGCACGUCAACAUCGUCGCGCACAGCAUGGGCGGUCUGGACGCGCGAUACCUGAUUUCGCGCAUCUGUCCACCAGAAUCGGACUUUGUGGUGCGCAGCCUCACGACCGUGGCUACGCCUCAUCGCGGGUCGUCGACCGCCGACAUGGUCCUAAGGGACAUUGGACCCGACCUCCUCCCGCGCAUCUAUUGGACUUUGGAACGCCUCAAGAUCAAUGCGGGUGCAUUCUCCCAACUCACCACCGAAUAUGUCACGAAGAAAUUUAACCCCGUCACACCGAAUGAUCCGUCAGUCCGCUAUUUCAGUUACGGCGCGAGUGCGACGCCGCAUUUGUUCUCGGUUUUCCGACUGAGUCAUGAGUUGAUGAUGGUGCUCGAGGGGCCGAAUGAUGGUUUGGUUUCGGUUUAUAGUUCCAAAUGGGGCCAGUAUAUGGGCACUUUGAUGGGGGUUACACAUUUGGAUUUGAUCAAUUGGACGAAUCGGAUCAAGAGGCUUGCGGCCGGUUUGGGCCUCGUCGAGCAGAAGUUUAAUGCGGUGGCCUUUUAUUUGGGGGUCGCGGAUAUGUUGGCCAAAGAGGGGUUAUAAGAGGGAAGAAAGAAAUGGUGGCCCGGGGGGAGGUGGUUGAGAGGGUUGAGUUGUGGUCUUCUUGGCCAUGGCAGAGCAAGGAGGAACCAGCUGUACUGUAGUGUAGCACGUGCUGUAGCAGCAGCAGCAAUGGAAGAAGCGGACGAAAACGCAAAGAUAGAAGAGGACCUACUGGUGGUUGAAAAUAUCACCAACCUAGGUAAGGAUAUCAGUGUUCCAGGAGACGAACAGACGAAAACUGUUGAACGGUGAGAUUAUAUCACAGUCAUCUGAUUUUUUUAGAAGCGAGACAGAAAAUAAAAACUAAUUCUACUGGCACACUCACCACACUCGUGCUGGUAAUGAAUUCAAUGUGCAUUCGAAUCGACUAGCAUGUAGAGCAGGA
Messenger RNA from Exophiala dermatitidis NIH/UT8656, 1694 nucleotides. RefSeq names its product triacylglycerol lipase. The record is from RefSeq and is a predicted model, not a curated record. Lineage: Eukaryota; Fungi; Ascomycota; Eurotiomycetes; Chaetothyriales; Herpotrichiellaceae. Bases 164 to 1309 code for a protein of 381 amino acids. The transcript has a single exon. Gene Ontology annotation, molecular function: triacylglycerol lipase activity.